Meloidogyne enterolobii is the source of this 1866-nucleotide messenger RNA. NCBI's taxonomy places the organism in Eukaryota, Metazoa, Nematoda, Chromadorea, Rhabditida, Meloidogynidae. The record is from the annotation of a GenBank genome assembly.
AAAAUGACUUCUUUGAUGCCUGUACGUUUUCAAGAACUCUUUUCUUUGAAAAAGGCUAAGAUCAAUCCUCGUAAUAUCUGUUUUGGAAAUGUGACUAUGGAAUCUGACAAGUACAUUGUUGUUAGAGAGGAACAUAAUUGCUUAAUUAUAAAUGUUGCUAACUCUACUGAUAUUGUUAGAAAACCGAUUAGUGCCGGAUCAGUUAUGAUGCAUCCAACAUCGAGGAUUUUGUCUCUUAAAUGUCAAGAGGGUAAGGCUAUGCAAAUAUUCGAUUUGGAAUUAAAGGCUAAAAUAAAAGCUUAUAUGUCAACAGAACAUGUUGUGUUGUGGACCUGGAUUAACUCAAAUACCAUUGGAUUUGUGACAGAAAGUUCUGUCAACCAUUGGGCACUAAAUGAUCGUUAUGCUGAACCUACCAAAGUAUUUGACCGACAUGCAACUUUACAGAGUGGUUCAAUAACCAGUUAUCGAGCUACUUCUGAUGGAAAGUUUCUUGCUCUUUUUGGAUUUCCUUCAAAAGAUGUCCGAAAUGUUGGGUCACUGCAACUUUACAGUACAGAGACAAAUACCUCACAAAUAAUUGAGGCUCAUGCUGCUUGUUUUGUUCAAUUAAAAAUGGAGGGGAAUCCAAAUCCAAGUAGUCUCUGUUGUUUUUCUUUACGUAAUGCUGCUGGGGAAGGAAAGUUGAACAUUAUGGAAGUCUCGCAAACUCCUACUGGCAACAAGCCAUACUUAAAGAAAACUGUUGAUUUCGUUUAUCCGGCUGAGGCUACUUCAGACUUUCCUCUUUCAAUGCAGGCGUCUUCAACUUAUGGAAUAUUGUACAUUAUUGACAGAUCUGGAUAUGUUUUUGUGUUUGAGAUUGAAACGGGCUGUUUGCUAUACAAAGUUAACAUUUCGCCAACUACAAUUUUUAUUACAACUGAACAUAAUAAUGGGUUUAUUGGAAUUAAUAGAGAUGGGCAGGUCCUCUCUUUUUGUGUGGAUGAAGAAACAAUCAUUCCUUACGUCACCGGACAAUUACAAAACCAUAACUUGGCUCUCAAAUUAGCAUCUCGUUUAAACCUUCCUUUGGAGUCUUUGAGGGAAUUGGUUCCAACUAUGUCGAGUAUCGAAGGUUCUGAUGCUUCUGAUCCACCACCGCCACAAAACACAGAAGCUAUUUCCGAUCGUUCUGAUUUAAUAAAUGCAACCCAAGCUGAUAGCAAGCAGAAAAUACACGAGGAGAAAUGUGCAAAGAAAAUAGAUGACGAGCAAUUAGAUAACAAACAAAAUGUUGGGGAAGACGAUUUGAAGACUUCUUUGAAACCAAUGGGUGACGUUCUUCCUGAGCAGACCCCAUUGAGUUCCAGCAGCAGUGGAGAGGUUCAAAAUGAUAAGGAGGUAGUCAACCAAACUUCUCUUGACAACGUUUUGGAUGAAGAAUUUUUGCACAAAUUUGAUUUGUUAAUCGAAAUUGAAAAUUUCCAUGAAGCUUCAAAAAUGGCUGCAGAAGCUCCUCAAAAUUUUCUUAAAACACUUUUAUUCCGCAAAUUUGAUUUAUUAGUCAAAAAUGGGAAUUAUACUGAAGCUGCAAAAAUGGCUUUAACAGCACCACAAAAUAUUUUUAGAACACCAGAAACUUUACAAAAAUUUCAAAAAACUUAUUCUCUUCUUAAAUAUUUACAAAUUUUAUUAGAACAAGACUCUUUAAAUAAAUGGGAGUCAUUGGAAAUAUGUCGAAUUGUUUCGGGCCAAAAACAACUUGUUGAAGAAUGGUUGUCUGAGGGAAAGUUGGAAUGUUGUAAGGAAUUGGGGGAUUUCAUUAAGCAAUAUGAUGUUGAUCUAGCAUCAAAAAUUUAUUUUCGAGGGGAUGUAAAAGGAUAA